Molecule: messenger RNA, 7341 nt
Organism: Paramecium pentaurelia
Lineage: Eukaryota; Ciliophora; Oligohymenophorea; Peniculida; Parameciidae
Source: the annotation of a GenBank genome assembly
AUGUAAACAAAGCCUAAUGAUUUCAGAGUAAAAACAUCAAGACAAAUAACAAAACGUCCUUUUUAAUAGACAUCCUUAUAAGGAGUUCAAGUUGCUUCAUAAUCAAGUAGUUUUUACUAUGGAUAUUAGCAUUGAAAAAGAAACUAUCUCCAAUUAGAUUAAAUAAGUAUAAUGUAUUUAUGGAUUGUUUAAAUGAUUUGACAUAAUAAAAGUUUGAGAAAUGCUAAUCCAGAAUAUUAUUUUAAUAAAUUGAAGAAAAAGUUAAGAAAAAUCAAUUAUUAUGCAUUUUAUUCAUCUAAAAUGUGAGUGUAUAUAACAAAUAUGAUUUACCAAAUAACAAAGUAUAUUUAUGUGUAAUUCAGAUUCCACCAAAAUUUUCAUGGGAAGCUAUAUAUAGAGGGAAGACAUUAAUAUUGACAACUCCAUAUUAAUAUACAAAAACAUGUCAUGGAAUUGUAGAUUUUAUGUUUAAAUCCAAUGCCAAAUAUCCAUUAAAAUUAAAAUUAUUAAAAGUAAAGAAUUAUGAAGAACAAUAUAUUGGGGAAAUAGAUUUGUCAGUUUCAGAUUUUGUAGAUUUUGAAGUUGUAUAAGAAUAUUAAGGAAAAAUGAUAAAAGAAACAUUUGUAUAAAAAGAAAUGUUUAAAAUAUAUAAUGAUUAAUCAGCAUCAAUAGGAUAGGUGAGUUUGAAAAUAAUACAAUUUUGUUCAUCCAGCGUUCCUUCAAGUACUAAAUUAAAUUAAUUGCAGAUAAAUCAUCUAAUAUUCCAGGAUCACCAAAGACUUUGGAAUAAAGGAAGAAACAUUAACAAAUAGAAGAAGCUAAACAAAAAGGAUUUGACUGGGGAAGUAGCAAAGAUGAAGAGAUAAUAAUAUAAUUAAUACUAGAAUGUCAAAAGGAAAUGACAUCAAAAGUUAAACAAAAUAUUGAAGAAGUUUAAGAAAGAAUCAAAUGUAAUUAUUGGUAAUAAUGAAUAAUAGAAAUGGAAAACACUUUAAGUGGAUUUUUGAAAGAGAGUACUUAUGCUACAGAUAUAAUGAUAAGAAGAGAAUCUUUAAGUAGGAUGAAGAGAUUAAGAUAAGAAUUAGAUAAUUAAAUCUCUUGUCUAUUGAAGUUAUCAGAUUCUGCUUAUUUGGAAAUACUUGGUUAAUUAAGAUAAACUACAAAAUAGGGAAGAAUUAAGAAAUCAGAUAUAGAAUCAGCAAUAUUUCAUUUUGGUUGUGUAGCAGCAAAACUUUUAUUAUUGACAGUAGAUGAAUUUGGAAUGUGUUUAGUUGAUUAUAUGUUUGAUUCUGACUCAUUACCAGAAAUACUAUAUUUCUUUAAUUAAUUAGAUUUAAAUGAAGAUGUACAAUUAGAAAUGUUUGCUUAAUCUUUAUUUGAGAAUAUUAAAUAACGUUUAAGAAAAAAUCAUUAUUUAAAAGCUUUAGCUUAUUUUAUUAAUGCUUUGAAUAUGUAUCCAAAUAUUGGGUUGAUCAUUGCUUAAUAUGCUAUUAAUCCUGAAAAUUCAUAAAUUUUAGCACCUUUUCUUUUAGAAUUUAAUAUUUAAGAUUAUUAACAUGUGAUAGUAUUAUCAAAAUUAAGAAAAUUAUGCAAAAAAUUCUUAAAUCCAGAAUUACCAUUUAUGAAAUCUAUGGAAGAAUAAUAUAGAAAAGCAAAAUAAGAAACAUAUUUCAAAAUUCCUAUUCUACCUAAAAAAGUAGAAACCUAAGAAAAAUUUGAUUUAUUAUAAUUACCAGAAUUAUAAUAGAAUAUCUUUCAUGAAAUUGUAAGGAGAAAGAGAUGGAAUUUAUUUACAAGAUCUUGGAAAUCAUUUGAAUAAUUUGUUUAUUAAUUAGAUCAUUAAGGAAUUUCACCUAUGAUGAUGUUUUUAGAAAAUGCUCCAUUAGAUUAGAUUCUUAAUUUAGAUACUCUUUAAAAUUAAACUUCAUUUAGUGGGUAAACUUCUUUACACUUUUUAAUAAUGAAUCCAGAUCUAUCUGUUAAUUCAUUAUAAGCUUGUAUUAAUAAAUUUAAUAUGUUAAAUGAUAAGGUUUGGCUUGGAUUUACACCUUUAGCCUUAUUUUUAGAUAGAUUAUUAUAUAAAUAGAAAAAACAUAAAAGUAGAAUUAUUAAAGAGUUAAAAGCUGCUUAAGAAACUAAUAAUAAUAAAGGUAUUCAAGUAUUAGAAAUCUUAAGUUAAUCAAUAAUUAAUUUUAUUAAACAUUUCAAUUUCAGUAAAUAUUUAUUGUAUUGUUAAAAUAUUAAAAAAGAGAAUUUCAUUGAAGAUUUCAAAAAAUUGAAAUUAAACAAACCAUUUUAAAUUCAAUUAUAAAAAAAUAAAUAAAUAAUCGAAUGGGAUAAUUUAUAUUAUUAACAUACAGUUCCAGCUAUGAUUCUAUGUAAAUUAGAUGAAUCAAUAUAAGAAUUAAUAUGGUAAUAAUUUGAUUGGAUAAAUUGGUUAUGUAGUAAAUAGAAUUAUCCUUAUGAAACAUAUUGUAAUUAAACAUUAAUGGUUUCAAUAGCCAAAACUACUUAAACUCAAUAUAUUUAUUAAUAUCUUAAUAAAGAUGUCUAAAUUACAUAUAAAGAUAAUGAUAAUUUUAAUGGUGAUAAAAAUAACAAUUUUGAUUUCUUACCUAUAUUCUAAUCUAUUUAUUAAAUAGCUGAAAUAACAACUAAAUUAAAAGAUGAUAUAUAAAAGAAAUAUAAGGGAAUAUAAGAUAUAAAUAAAAAAAAGGAAGAUGAAGAUGAUAGUCCAAAGAAAAAAAUAAAAUAAAUGUAUCAAAACCUUGUCUAAUAAAAAUACUAAUAGGUAUUGGAUCAAUUAAUAUAAGAAUAAUAAUCUACAGAGGGAAUGUUAUAAAAUAAUUUUAAAUAUUAAGGAGUUGUAAAUGAUUUAAUGAUUGCCAAGAGUCUUAACUUUGGAAAACUCUUUAGAAAAGCUUAUGAUUCUAAAUUUCAUGAUAUGUUGAAUUUUGUAGAUAUAUUAUUAAAAGCAUUAUACCAUAAUAAUAUGUAAGCUGCUCAUAUGGCUUUAUUUUUUGCUUAAUUAAGAAUGAACAAGAUCUAAAGAGUUGCUUAAUUAAAGAUUAAUCAAUAAAUGUAUUUAUAAUCAUUAAAUACGCAUUGGUGUAUUGAAUUAGAUUUUCUCUAAUUCUAAGCUAUGAUUAAUGAUAUUAAAGACAUUUGUUAAUAAAAUGAAGUCAAUUAUGUGAUUUUAAUUUUAGCUAUGAAUGGGAGAUUUAAUAAACUAAAAUUAAUAUAAGAUAGAAUGACUAAUCAAAAUUAUAUUAUUCAAGCUUUGCCAAUAGCAGCUCAUCAAAUCAAUACGAUUAGAAAUGCACUCUAUUAUGAAAAUUUAAAUAGAUUAUUAUAAGAAUGUGAUGUUAAGAGACUCUAUCCUGAAGAUAAUCUUGAUUUCUUUAAACCUUCUAAAGAUAAGGAAAAACAAAAACAAGAUCCUAAGAAACCUUUCGAUAAAGCAAAACCAGUUUUUCAAAAGUGGAUAAUGGUUUAAUCAACAUUAGUAUAUAUAUAAAUUAUUAAUAAAGACUACCCAAUUAUAAUUGAUAUAUAAAUAUGCUACCAAUAGUUACUAGAGAAUUAAAUCAGAAUUCUCUAUUCUAUCCAAAUAAUAUUAAUAAUUAUGGUAUUAGGAAUAUUCUUAUAAAUUAAGAAGAUUAUUUCCAAGAUAAAAUUUUAGAUCUGUCUUUUAUUCUUCAAAAUAAAAAGAAUCAGAUUUUGUUAAAACUAUAGAAUUAUUAAUUGAGAAAGUACUCUAAUUAAAAUUGACACCUUCAGAUGAUUUCUUUAAUUAUGUUCAUGUUCAUGAUAAGUUUUCUGAAUUGUUAUCCUAAUCUCCAAAUUAGAAUAUUUGUAUUGUUUAAGCAUUUAAAUCAAUGAUCAAUUUAUUCAAAUAUGAAUAAUCUAAUGAAGUCUUAUCAAGAUGUAUCAAUUUCUUAAAAAAAUACUUAAAUUCUAAAAUAUUUAAAGAUUUAAAUGAACCUGAUACAUUUAAUAGAGAAAGUCAAUUAUUAACAAAUUAUUUAUCAAAAAGUGAUCCAUUAUCAACUUAAUGUAAAUUUGCUUGUGAAGUAUUAAUUCUAAUGGAUUAAAAUUUCACCACUUAAGAAUUCGAAACUCUCAAUAUUAUCUAAUAACCAUAAUAAUUAGCAAGUCUAUUAUUAAAAUACAAAACAUUAGAAAAGAGAACUUUAGGUUUUAUCUAGAAAUACUUAAAUUCUAAUAAUAAUUAAGCAAAAUAAGCUUUACCUUUUAAUGAAUCAAAUAUGAGAUACAUAGUAGAUUUGGCAAAGUAAGGAAUUAAUUUGAUAAAUGAGAAUGCCUUGGAAUUCUUUAUUACAAAAGGGUUGUUCAAUUAUUUAAAGGAUUACUUUUUAAGUUCAUUGAAACCUAAGGGAAUGUUAAAUGAUGAUUAGAAGCAAUUUUAUUUGGGAUUUGCAUUUUCAAGUGGUUCUUAGGAGACAAUCCAAUUGUGUUUAGAAGAUCUUUGCAGUCUUAAAAGUAGUGAAUUGAAGUAAUUUAUGUUGGAAGGAAAUUUAUUGGGUAGAGCAAUUGCAAAAGGAUCUUAAGAGACAUUAUUAUACAUUACUAGAAAGAUAAUGAAAUAAUUGAGUUUUAAUGGCAAAGAGAUUUUAAAGUUAUUGUUAAUAUAAGAUAAUAUAGCUGAGCCAUUUUAAUUAGAUAAAUAAAAGAGAUCUUUAUUCACAACAAUAUUCUUAUUAAAUUAUGAUAUUUUUUAUAAAGAAUUUUUUGUGGAUUAUUUAUAAAAGAUUUUACCAUAAGAUUAUAAAAAUAUCAUGAUAAAAAUAUUAAAUGCUACUGUGUGUAAAUUAGAUGAAAAUAAUAGUUGGACUGUAUUUUAAUUAGCUAUAAAUUGUGGAUUCUUUGAUGUAAUAUAAACAGUGUUGUAAUUAAAUAUAAAUAUAGAUCGAUAAGAUUUGAAAGAUAUUACAAUAAGUAAUUUACCUUAGAAAUGGCUAUUUUAGACUCCAUAAUAAUUGGAGAAUUUAUUAAAAUAAGAACAUUACAAAUAAUUAUAUAAAUAAUCAGCAUUAAGAUUAUAUAGAAUAUGUAAAUAUCAUUUAUGCAGAUAUGAGAAAUUAAAAGAAUUAGAAAUCUGCUUAAAUUUAGCUCCUUUAUAUAAUAAGAUUGGCCUUUCAUUAUAGGAUCCAAUCAUAAAUAUUAUUUUGAAUUAAGAAAUUGAUCCAGCAAAAUAACCAUUAAUUUAUUUAUUAAAAUUACAUUUAGAUUAAGUAGAUAAAGCUAAUUCAUUCAUUUUAGUGGAAAGUUUUUGUGAUAAACAUCCUUAAAUAACUCAUGAUAAGAUAUAUACUCAAUUAAUCAAAAAUAGAGAGGCUUAUGAAUUAUUAAGAAUCUUCUAUCCAGAAUAAAAUGAACCUGGGAAUGCUAAGUUUGAUUUUGAUUUACCUUAUGCUGAUAAUUUUGUAAAGGAAUAUUUGUUAUUAUAAGAUCCAAAUUAAUUUCAAAGGUUUAUUACUACAAAUUAAUAAUUAGUAUUUUCAUUAAGAGUAUUGUAUGAUAAAAAUGAUGAUUUAGAUAAAUUCUAUAAUUCUUUGAUUGAACCAUAACAUAUAAUUAUUUGUGGUUUACUAUUAUUAAUUUUGAAUCCCCAUAAACAUACAGAAGUUGUUCAUAGUAAAUUUAAAUAAGCAUUUGAAUUAAGAGAUGAUCCAUCUGCCUCUCAGGUGACUAAUAUAUUCAAAGGCAUAUUGAAAUACUUUGAAACAAUAGAAAGAACAUUUGUAUUCUUUUAUUCUUUAAUAUAAUCCUUAAUGAAUAAUCAAAUAUAUUAAUAACUUAUCUAAAUUAAACCUGUUGGAGAUAUGAAUAAUUAAAUUAGUUCUGAAAAGUAGUUUUUAGAAGAUAUUAAAGAUGCUCUUAUCUAUAAUACAUUUACACUUUAAGAUAAUGUUUGGAGUUAAAUCUUGGGACAAAGUAUAAAAGUAUCACAUGCACUUCAAUCUGAUAAAUGGUUUCAAGGAGUAAUAUUAUAUUUUAUUUUUAGUUAUGUUUAAUUAAAUCUUUAUUACAUGUAUGUUAUUAAGCAGAAGCCAUUAUACAUGAAAUCUAAACAUUAAGCAAAUUAGAUGAUUAUGUUUCAAGUGACUUUUGGGGUAUUUAAUCUGCAAAUAUUGAAAUCAGAGUAGAAUUAUAUCCAGCUGAUUAAGUUGCUUAACACAAAGUUGUUGUAUUCAAACAAUCUGAAAAUAAUACUUGGAAAAUUAAAUAUCCUUUGGGAAUGGUUAAAGGUAAUAAUUUAUUUUAAUAAUUAUUAGAUACAUAAUUCAUAUAUCCAUCCAUAUUAUCCUCAUAGAAAGGAACUGAACAUGCAAAAAAUAAUAUUAUUUAAUAAGUUUACGAAUAAAUUAAAUAUGAUAUACUACCAAAAAGUGAAAAUUUCACUUUUGAAGGAUAUUCUCAUGAGAAUAUUUAACAAUUAAUCAAAAAAACUCAUAAAAAUCUUUUCUUAGCAGUUAAUUACUAGAUAUUUUAAGGAGAUUCAAUUUAGUAUAAUGGAAAAUAAUUAACAUCAAAUUAUUUAACAAAAAGAAAAAAUAAAAAAGAAUUUAUUAUGAUUCCAAUUACUAAUCAAAUUAUAAUUUAAAUUGUUUCCAAAGAUGAAUUUAUAAGAAGAGAAAAGUAUUCCUUUUUGUUUAAUUAAAUUAUUGAAGAUUCAUCAACUAAAUAUUGGACAUAUCUAAUAGAUAAAGAAUACAUUUAAUCAAUUAAAGAUGAUUAUAUUAUAAUGGAUUUAUAUGAAAUGACUAAAAAUAGAUUAGGAUAUCAUAUUUAAUUUUAAUCUUUUGUUGAAUGUUACUUUAACAAAUUAGCUAAUGGUCUUGAAAAAGCCACUAAAAAAUGUAUUUAUAAAAUUAUAUAUUUUAAGCUAUCUCACCUAAAAUGUGUGUUGAUAUAGGUCUUUAAUGGGAUAUGUUAACCAAAGUGAUUAAACAUAUAGCUUCAUAUAUAAAAUUUACAGAGAAUAUUUGUUUUGAAAUGGCUGAAAUUGAUCAAAGAAAAGUAAUAAUUUUUAAACAUUAAUUUUUAGUCAAUUAAUAUAAAAUUAGAAGGUUUUGACUCUAUCUUUAGAUUUGGUUAAGCUGAACUUUCAGUAUCUAAUAACAUUUUAGUCAUUAAAUUAAAUAUUGCAAUGAUGAGUAAUGGGAACUUUUAACAAUUAUUAUAAACAUAAAAUAGAUCUAAAUUAAAUAAUAAUGAAAUCAAAGAAUCAAUAGAUAUUUAAGUAUUUAUUUAAUAUAUCUUAAUUAGUAAUAUUUAUUGUCUAUUUUUAAUGAAUAAUAAUUGUCAUAAUUAUGA